GGGAGCGCUUCUCUAGCUGUGAGAUACAACUUAAUAAUUAGCAAAGUGUCUACAUGGGCGAACGCGUACAUAUGGAACACACUAACAACAAAAAAUGUAUAUAUAGAAGUGUACGAAUUCCUGCACAGGACAUUGUCUAAUGUCGACUAUUGGCAGCCAACAUUGAGAACCGCUACGGCAACAGGACAAGUAAUCGAAAGUGGUUUCAAAGCGUUUGUACACACUUUCAUUCGCAAGCCAGAUUAACACACGGAUGGUGUUUGCUUCGGAGGAAAAGUGACAGUGUAAAAAAUAGAAAAACAUUGAAAAUAGCAAUUAAUAUUAUUUUGUGUUUUAAAUUAAAAAUCGAUAAACUAAAAAGUUACAUAUCAGUAAAAUCAUGCUGCUUAAGGAAAGACGUAUCGCCACACAAAUUGUGCACUGUCUUCUAGUAUUUGUAUUAGUGUCGCUUUGUGAUAGCCUGCAGCUGGGCGCCUUCACCACCAAAACGCCCAGGGUUACCAAGUACACGACGAAGCCAGCAUCGUCCUCCUCAAUGAAUCACGAUGCUACAACAUCUAUUUAUCGGCUCAAUGCCACAAAUGGAAUCACCUGCAUUUUGGUUAGUGUGGAUGGCCUCAUCAGUAUUAAGUAUCGGAAUAAGUUGAACGAAGAUGUUGAGGCAGAUCUCUAUCUACCCGAUGAUCCAAAACUCACUGGCGAGUGUGUGGAAUCCAAUAUGGAAAUAUUGAGAUUAGACUUCAAAGGAUUCGUUCUGACAAUGACUUUCCGAAAGUCAUCUGGUGGCGAAGGAUGGUACAUAAAUCAAUUCGAACUCACCUAUUCUUCAUCGAAUUCGCUUUUUGAACAUCCUGAUCGCCCAAAUCUGGAUGUGAAACUUACCUCACCGAUACACACGCCAAUGUACUUUCCAACGCCCGUCGGCAAGUCUUACGUUUGUGACAAGGAGCAAAGCGUCGUAUUGUAUGCACCCAUAGAUUCCGGUGACAUGUCGGGGCACAUUGCGCGCCUCUACCUGCGUGACUUGCACAUGCAAAGCUUCAUGUUUAAGGAAAGCGGCAAGUGGGGCCCGCCGUUCCAUUGCAGCGCAACGGGAUCAUAUCGUGAUGAGACGGCACCACUAGCGGUGGGCACCGCCUUAGCGAUAGCGGUACUAAUUACUAUAUCCGGCUACGGUGGUUGGCGCUACUUCAAAAUCAAGAAAGUCCAAUAUGGUUCUAUGGAGUAAGGAGGAUCUGGACAGAAAAUGAAACUUGCAUACAAUUUGGUCGCUGUCUUAAUGGAUUCGUGUAAGAUAAUUCAGUUCUUUAACAUGCAGCCUUACAAAAGUUGACGAAACAUAAAGUAAAGUGUUCCGCUUGCGAAAAACGUUGUACAUAUCUGGUUAUUAUUCGUAAUUUAUGUCAAAUGUAAAAUAUUUCUUUUUCAAAUUGAUAUGUCUAAGAACAAUUAUCUGUGUAUUCAAAUAGCAAACGGUAAGGAAAUGAAAAAUGCCAUGUAGCAAGUAAUUAGAAAGCGAACAUUAAAUGCGAUUAAAUUAUGAGAAUUGCAAAAAGUCUUCCAUUAUUGUUAAAUAAAUACAAACCACAAACAAAAACAACAAAUUUAAAAGUGUAGUAAAAAUGUAUGCGCACUACAGUGAGCAUAUAACCGCAUAUGCAUGAUAUAUAUAUAUAUUAAUCUACACAUACAUACCUGCACGUAUGUACAUGAGAGUGAAAUUCUUAAUUUUUUUUUUUUGGUUAAAAUUAUGCGAGAAAAUUAUAAUAAGGCAAGUUUAACAAUUUAAUGUAACUAAAAAGCAAUUUUCUCAUGCAUUUUAAUAAAAUUAACUAAAUAAGUAUAUAUUUUCUAUUUGAUUGACAAAAUCGGACAUAUUAAAUCUGAAAUCUUAACUUUCUCAAAUUCUAUAUCGAUUUUUAUUGCAUAUUAAAUUAUAGUAAAAUUGCACAAAAAUCUCAAAGAAAUCUUAAUGUUGUUAACAUGUAACAAAUAUGGUAUAAAAAUCCUACAUAUAUGUAUAAACAUACAUAUAGCAUGUUUAACGUUGGCCACACGUUAAAAUAUUAAUGAUGGUCUAAAGCAGUUUGGAAAUUUGACGUUACUGCUGCCGAAAAAAUAGUUAAAAUUUUGUUAGAAUAAUUGACAUUUGAACUGUAGAGUGGCGCAACAACAAAAAAUAAAAUUGUGAAUUAUUUUAAUUUUAAUUUUUAAAAUAUUAAUGAUGGCCUAAAGCAGUUUGGAAAUUUGACGUUACUGCUGCCGAAAAAAUAGUUAAAAUUUUGUUUUAGAAUAAUUGACAUUUGAACUGUAGAGGGGCGCAACAACAAAAAAUAAAAUUGUGAAUUCAUUUUCAUAAACAUUUAUGUUUUUUUAAGAAAACCUGACAGCUUAUGCGUUAUAUAAAUAUAAUAUAAACAAAAAUGAAUUUAAGGUUUAUUUUAAUAGAAAAAUAUAUCAAUAUGAAUACGAAGAUAAGCUUAAGAUAUAUUAUCUAGCAGAAAUAUGAACUAAAUGCCUGACAAAGCGCAUUGAUUGGAAAGCUAAUCUAGACAACUUGCUGAAGUGUUAGUUUUGAAUUAAAAAUAAUUGAAUUUUUGCUGCCGAGUUUUGGAAAAAACACAUAUUAUAUAUAUACUUAAAUACUUUCCAAAUGCAUAUAGAAUAAAUACAUAUGCACACUAAAGUGUAUGCAGCAAAUGCGAAACAUAAAUAUGUACCUUGAGCAUAUCAAAUACCUAAUAUCAAAACUAUGUACCGUUGUUAGUUUUUAGCAUAUUUAUUUUAUUGCUUUCUUGUUGUAACUUGGUAAUUGAACGGCUGGAUUGCAAUGCUACAAAAACAACCAACGGCAAAUAUCGAUUAUAACGAGCUGCAUGCGAGUUGGUAUAUAAUCUGGCCAAUAGACGACAGACAUUUGCAAUGCGUGAGCAGUUGCAUGAAAAUAUCAUUUCAUAUAUGCACACACAUGUACACAAAGCAUUUUUAUUGUAAAUACUAGCGUACAUUGUUGGGUUAAAGAGAUUGUUAUUAUAAUUGAUUAUAUAUACACACACAUAAAUGAAAUAAAUAUAGUAUAUCAACUACUUAUCAACAUA
Bactrocera oleae (olive fruit fly) is the source of this 3098-nucleotide messenger RNA. RefSeq names its product lysosome-associated membrane glycoprotein 5. Lineage: Eukaryota; Metazoa; Arthropoda; Insecta; Diptera; Tephritidae. Gene Ontology annotation, biological process: establishment of protein localization to organelle. The record is from RefSeq and is a predicted model, not a curated record. Gene Ontology annotation, cellular component: plasma membrane; late endosome membrane; lysosomal membrane.